Astyanax mexicanus (Mexican tetra) is the source of this 3675-nucleotide messenger RNA. It is a transcript of the gene miip, whose product is annotated as migration and invasion inhibitory protein. Bases 219 to 1454 code for a protein of 411 amino acids. The transcript has 10 exons. The record is from RefSeq and is a predicted model, not a curated record. NCBI's taxonomy places the organism in Eukaryota, Metazoa, Chordata, Actinopteri, Characiformes, Acestrorhamphidae. Gene Ontology annotation, biological process: negative regulation of cell migration; negative regulation of G2/M transition of mitotic cell cycle.
AACUGGCUGUUUUAUAGUUUAGAGGUAAACUCAAAACCUGAGCGCUGCAUGAGUGAACUGUACUGUUUUAUACAGUUUAAAACGUUAAUAAAACCUUUAUACUCCAGCAGAACUCAGUUACAGUGAGCAGAAAUGUGAUAUAAGAUUUGGAAGCUUUGAGGAAACAGAACCAGGCGCUGCUGGAGAAGCUGAAGCUGCAGAGCGAGAAGCUGCAGGAUAUGGGAGGUUUAGCGGCUUCGGGCGGCGAAGGAGGAGCAGCAGAGAGCGGUAAAUCAGAGCGGAAGACCCCGCUGAGCUCCGGGGAGGACCUGGCUGCUGGUACCGGUGGAUAUAAGACUGUAGACUCCAGCGAAAAGGACCGCGGGGACGACCGUGUUGUUACCACCGUGUCUGUGGGUAAUAACAGGCGGCCACGCGAUGCCCGGGAGGCGCUGUGUAAACCGAGGAGUGUAAAAACAGCCGUGGUGUGGGAUCAGAAGCCAGAUAAUAUCACUGCGGAAGCUUCGACACCAGCAGGACAUGUAACUGAUCAAUACCGACCUUCAGAAGAUGCCCCAUAUGUGACAGUUCUGCAGCACCAGGGGAACAGUCGCUUCCAGGAACAGAUCAUCAGUAAGAGACAGAUGCAGCGCAGGCCUGCUCUUCUCGUGCAGGAAAAAGAGCCUAGAGGCUUGGACAGAGUCAUGUGUCUGUCUCCUGACCUAGACCUGGAGUCCACCUCAGAGAGACAGCGUAUGCAGCCAUUACUGGGAUACGACUGGAUUGCAGGUCUGCUGGAUGCAGAGAGCUCGCUGACUGAGCGCUCAGAACAGUUCUUCACUGAGCUGCGCAGCUUUCGCCAAGUCAACAAAGAUGAAUGUGUCUACAGCCAGUCAUCGGGCCUUCCUGUUGUAGCAGACCCUUGGUUAUCCUCAGCAGAAGAAGAUGCAGCUAACCAAGAGCAUGCUCCAGAUACUCACCAGUGUACAUUCUGCUACAGAAUCAACAGUCGUCUGUUUGCUGCUCCUCUGGAUCCUCAGGCUGCGUGUCCCGUAUGCAAGAAGCCUAAGUCCAGGCACCCACACACUGAGCAGGAGCCCGCCUUUAUUAGGGUUAGUAUUCCUCGCUCCACUCUGCUCCCUGCAUACCGAUACAGAGCUCACCGCCGCAGCAGUUUCGACCCCUCAGAUACUCUUGGUUUGCCAUCGCACUGUUUGUCUGGAUGGUCAAACCCCAGCCUGACACUAGGCUCCCAGAUGAGCAGUCUAGAUCUGAGGAGCUCCAUGGUGAACAGACCAGACACAGGGUCGGUGUCUUCAGCUCAGCUUGAGAAUCAACUGAAUGUGUCCGUGUCCAGAGCAGCAGGAAGCCAGCGUUCUGACCAGCUUUUGGACGUGUCUCGAUUGGCACGAUACCACUUCCAGCAGCUUGGCCCUGAGAGGACUAAAGCCACCAAGAGCCUGUGUACUAAUUAAUUUCACGCUCCCGACAGCUGCUUCUGAGUGAAGUUGUCCUGUUCUGUUCGACUGCUGGACCUGAGAAAAAUGUGUAGAAGAUUAUGGAAGUUCUAGUAUAGAUAUUUUUGGCUUUUUACAUUGCAAUUAUGAUUGGAACUUCACAUUUAUUAGUUUGUGAGCUCAUAAGCAUCAUCGCUAGUAGCACUAAACAAAUGGUGUUACUAUGAAAUGAAGAGCAUUUGACUGAAAAAGCGACACAAUCGACAGCCUCUUAUCUCUUGAUCUCUUUUUUUCCCCUUUCUUUUGAAACAUGAAAAGCACUGUAGGUUUAAAAUGUUGAGAUAAGGGUUUGGUAUACAGAUAAGAAAAGGUCAAACCAGAUGGCUGGAAGUAAACAGUGAACACUACACCUCUUAACAAAUAGUCCACCUACAGUUGAAACAAGAAGUGUACAUACACUAUAUAAAAAGACACAUGCGCAUGUUUUUCUCACUGUCUGACAUUAAAUUUAAAUAAACAUUUCCCUUUUUAGGUCAAAAAGGAUUAGCAAAAUUGUUUAUAUUUGCUAAAUGCCAGAAUAAGGAGAUAAAGAUAUUUUUUAAGCCAUUUUAUUACUUCCUGCAAUUAUAUUUUACUUUAUUAGUAUUUGGUACCAUUGCCUUUAAACUGUAUGACUUGGCUCAAAAUUUUGGAUAUCCUUCCACAAGCUUCUCACCAUAGUUGGUAGGAAUUUGGGCCUAUUCCUUCUGACAAAACUGGUGUAACUAAGCCAUGUUUUUAGGUUGAGAUUGAGAUCAGAGCUUUGUGAUGGCCACUCUAAAACAUUGACUUAAUUUGUUAUUCUUAAUCCACUUGUAAACAGUUUAGCAGUAUGCUUUUGGUCAUCGUCCAUUUGGAAGACCCAAGCUUGAUGUCUUAAGUUGCUUCACUAUUCCCACAUAGUGUUCUUUCCUUAUGAUGCCAUCCAUUUUGUAAAGUGUACCAGUCCAUCCUGCAGCAAAACAACUCCACAACAUGAUGCUACCACCCCCGUGUUUCACACUUGGGAUGGUGUUCUCAGGCUUGCAAGCUUCUUCCUUUUUUCUCCAAACUUAACCAUUAUGGCUAAACGGUUCAAUUAAAUUUUUAUACACAGGACAUGUCUCCAAAAUUAAGUCUUUGUUUCUGUGUGCAUUUGCAAAUAUUAAUCUGUUUUUUAUGUUCCUUUUGAAAUUAUGGCUUUUUUUUUUGGCAGCGUGGCCUUUCAGCCAUGUGAAUACAGUACUAUGUGUUUCACUGUGGAUAGCUUCAUUAGCAUCUUUACAAGGUCUUUUGCUUUUGUUCUUGGGUUGAUCCGCACGUUUUCGGACCAAAGUUCACCUCUGGUACACAAUACCCGUGUCCUUCCUCAGUGGUAUGAUGACUGGACAUUUCCAACUUGUUUGUACUCGUAUAAAUAUGUAUUUGUACAGAUGAACAAGGCACCUUCAGGCAUCUUGAAUUUGCACACAAGGAUCAACCAGAGUUGUGCAAGUCCACAAUUCUCUUCCUGAUAUCUUGGCUGAUUUCUUUAGAUAUUCCCAUGAUGUUACACAACGGAGCAGUGUGUUAUAGGUGUGCCUUAAAAUAUGUCCACAGGCGAGUCUCUAAUUAACUAAGAUAUUGCCAAUAAACCUACCAAAGAAGCUUCCAAAGACAUAUGGGCUGUCCUAAAUUGUUUAAAGGCUUAGUAUUCUUAGUUUAUGCUAGUGUAAGCUUUUGGCUUUGCAGAAAGUAUUUAAAAUGUUUUAUAAAUUCUCUUACUCUCAUUCUGGCGUUUGGCAAAUAUAAAUAAUGUUUGUAAUCAUAAUUGACGUAAAACAGGAAAGGUCUUGUCUGAUUUCAUGUCAGGCAGGGAGAAAAACAGGCAUAUGUGUUUUUUUUAUGUAGUGAAUGCAAACUUCUGGUUUUAAUUGUAGGUUUCUGGUAGGUGCUUUGGUACCCUGUGUGAUGGACUGUCGCCCUGGCCCGAAGAUAUUGCUGUGUUAUGCCCCUUGACUUAGAAGAAAUGGAAAAUGGAUGAAAUUAGAGAUGAAAACCUGACGAACAUCAAUUUCCAUAUGAGAGAUUUUAAUUUUUUGUCCCAUGCACAUUUUGUGAAUUGAAAAUUAUACAGAAAGUCAAGGAAAACUGCAAUUGUGUGCCAUGAUAUCAGCUGUGUUUGUCUUUAUGUGAUUUGUAACUGUUAUGAGUUUAAUAAAACUGCUUCUAUUAAAAAAAA